GCAGGUCUGUGGCGCGGUUUGCGCACUCGGGAAGUAGAGCUCAGUGGAAUCAUGUCUCGUAACGCAUGGACUAACAUUGAUAACCGCGAGAGCAGGUCGCACCCCCCAUCCCGCUGGUCUCAGGGAAGGAAACGCCAUUGCAAUGGGAAGUUCAGGCGUUUUGACGAUACAGAUUCUACUGUGUUUGAUGAAGACAAACCGCAAAUAGAAAAUAAUAGACGAGAUGAAAGUUUUACCACACCAGAAAGUCACAAGCCAGUGCCAAGAUGUAAAGAUUGGGGUUCUGUAGUGGAAGAGGAAGAGUCUCUGAAAGAAACAAUUGAAAAAGAUAUGGCAAAGUACAAGAGAAGGCUUCUGAUUAGCGACUUUGCAACAAGGGAAAGAAGAUUGUCUUCUGAAAGUUCUGAUUCAAAGGAUUCAUCCACUCCUGGAGAACUGGAAACUGAUGCUUCUAUUCUAGCAAGAAGACAGAAGCAGAUCAACUAUGGAAAGAACACACUAGCUUACGACAGAUAUUUAAAAGACGUGCCAAGGCAUGUACGACAACCAGGUGUUCACCCAAGAACACCCAAUAAGUUUAAAAAGUACAGUCGCCGAUCUUGGGACCAGCAAAUUAAACUGUGGAAGAUUGCUCUUCAUGCAUGGGAUCCACCUACAGAGGAAGGCAGCGAACUACAGCCAUUCAAUGAAGACAUGAUAACUUGUUGUUCAGAUACUGGAUCAGACGAGAGCCUUUUUACAGGAACACCAACCAAAGUCAGGAAAGUUGAAACAGUGGAAGAUGACUUUGAUCUGGAUGUAUGCUUGAACGAAACAAAUGAUGCUGAACUUUUAAGCUAACAUUAUGUAAUUUUUAAAUUUAUUUACUGAACUCAUACUACUUAUCAGAAUUUCUGCAUGUAAUUUUCUUAUAUUAUCUGUACAGAAUGUCCAUUACACAUAUUAGAGGCCAGUAUUUACCUGCCAUGCCUAAUCUUUGUCUCACCGCUGUGAUCAUGGUCGUCAAUAUACCCCGUAUCAGCUGGCGUGCUUGGGCAUUGCUGGCCUGUACAAUAUUGGUGCUGGUAACUAAUAGGCAGCUACGUUAAGUAAGCACUUCGUCUUGGAGCAGCAGAGCUGUAUCUAACUAAAGCUAAGGGAUAUUAGAACACAUGCAUUGCAUGAGAUGGUACAUCAGGAUUUCUGCAGCAUGUGUUCAGAAACCCGGUUCUGCUUACAUGCUAUCUGGGUGAGUGUAAGAUGUAGAGUCCUCUUAUAGUUCCCACUUUAAUUUUUCAGAAUAAUUAAACUCCUGUUAAUGGCCUUCUUAAAGGGUUACUCCAAGCAUUAUUAGCACUACAGCAAAAGGCACUUAAGUAGCCAGAUGGUGUUUGUUCUGGUCAAUCAUUGACUGAGGGUGUCAGUUAUCAAAGGAUGGAGUGCCUGAGCAAGGAAUAUUUAUAGAAUGGAAAUUGGCUAAUAACACUGCUGCUGUGGAGUUGCACUUCUAGCUGCAAUUUAAAGUGCCUAUGUAUAUGCUGCAUUGCACAUACAGGGUCCUCCUACCACGAUUCUUCAGAACAUUGAAG
Molecule: messenger RNA, 1568 nt
Organism: Pelobates fuscus (common spadefoot toad)
Lineage: Eukaryota; Metazoa; Chordata; Amphibia; Anura; Pelobatidae
Gene: SLBP
Product: stem-loop histone mRNA binding protein
Exons: 8
Coding region: 52-840 (262 amino acids)
Biological process (GO): mRNA transport; mRNA 3'-end processing by stem-loop binding and cleavage
Cellular component (GO): histone pre-mRNA 3'end processing complex; cytoplasm
Molecular function (GO): mRNA binding; histone pre-mRNA stem-loop binding
Source: RefSeq, a predicted model, not a curated record